Dentiscutata heterogama is the source of this 1861-nucleotide messenger RNA. The record is from the annotation of a GenBank genome assembly. Lineage: Eukaryota; Fungi; Glomeromycota; Glomeromycetes; Diversisporales; Gigasporaceae.
CCUGCGAAAACUGAUCCUCCUCCUAAUCCUACACCACCUCCUAUGGUCAUUUGUCCUUUAAAUUUGUUCCAAGUUGCAUGCUUUUUUGCGCUUAAUUGGUUUCGGGCAUUAAGCGCCUACGAUAAAGGAGAAUAUCAAGAAUUCAUUAAUGCACUUUCUGAGGAAUAUGAUGAAAAGAACCAAAAAAGCCUCAUAGAGUGUUGCAAUGGAAUUGGUAUUAAGGGAACAGAUGGUAUAGUAAGUACACUUAAAAUGCAUGGUUUUAGAUCGGAUGGAAUUGCCUAUCUACUUGUUCUGCUUGGGGAAGUCUUAGGUAGUGGAAAAAUAAUCAUCGAAGGUGUCACACGCGCAGAUUUUAGGACACAUGCAAAGAGAAUUUUUCGAGAGGCGUUGAAUAACGAUCUUGUAGAAGAAGCUAAAAAAUUAGAUGACUGUACUAGUGAAUUACGAAAAGCCAGUAAAGGGGAUUUUAAAAUUUAUUUUAACGUUAAAAGUACUUAUGGUAAAGUUGUAGAUUCUAUUUUUUCGAGGGAGGAUACAAGAUUGGUUUUAGAAUACCUAGAUGACUCUCUAGAAAUGCCUUUUUUUUCAAGAUUAGAAGAAAUACGUAACAUUGCGAGGAUCAAUAUUGCAAUUCUUAAUAUAACAGAAUAUGAUUCGUGUGCAUGUAAAGAGGCUAUUAAAACUGUUGAGGAAGUUAGAAAAUCUACGAAAGAAAAUUAUCAAUUUGUUAGUAAAGCUGAAUUUCGUUUAAAAAUCUUGGAAGAUUUCUUGUGGAUAAUCAGUGGGGAGGUCAUACCCGAUACAUCUCUUAUCACUUAUUCCGUUGAAACAGAAUCAGUUCCGGGAUUGAAUGAUAAAUAUAUUAAUUAUUUGGAUAAUCAGCUGUCUUUUAGUCAAGAACCAACGCAUAAAUAUGAUAAAGCAGUUUAUUUUGAAUAUUUGGCUGAAAAAGAAGCUAAAAUUAACAAAUUAACCAGUUUACGUUUUUGGCAACGUGCUCAAGAAAACUAUGAAAGUGUACGUGAAAUAGAUCCUCAAGAAUUGACUUAUUCACUUGGAUAUGCAAGGUGCUUACUAAAACUAUCUAAAUACACUCAAGUUAUUGAACUUCCUGAUACAUGCCCUGAACUAAAUUCUUCGUCGGAAUACUGGCACUUUUGUAGUAUAGCUUAUUUUAAACAAAUAAAAUAUAAAGAAGCUAGGGCAUGUAAUACUGAAGCUUUGAAAAUAGAUCCAAAAAAUAAUCUAGCGGACAAACACAGAGAACUUAUCAGCAAAUUAGAAAUGAAAAAUACUGUUAAACACCAUAUUGAUCGUUAUAAAAGUGAAUUGAUAUAUGAAACAGAUUAUUUAAAAAAUUCACAUAAUAACGAACGUCCUAUCUAUAAUAUUCUAUCAAUUGAUGGUGGAGGAAUACGUGGGAUAUUAUCUGCCUUAUGGCUUAGUGAGAUAGAAUCCCGCGCCCAUAGACCCAUUUCUCACCUAUUUAAUAUGAUAGCUGGAACGUCGACAGGUGGGAUCAUUGCUGCAGGACUAGCAGCACCACAAUUCGAAUCUGAAUGUAUCCAAGCUGAAGAACACGCGGCACCACAAUUUGAAUACAAUUAUUCAAAUUUAAAGCCAAGAUUUUCAGCUUCAGACUUACUAAACAUUUACAAGGAUGAAUCAGAAAAAUUAUUCACUAGAUCAUGGACCUUCUUCAAUAUGUCCGAUAAAUAUACAAGUGAGGGUCGUUCUACUAUGUUUAAAAAAUAUUUUGAAGAAACAAAAUUAAGUCAAUCAUUUACUGAACUGGUUAUUCCUGCUGUAAAUGAAACUCAUUCGGCAAUGACACAUUUAUUUACUCGCUAUGAUGCUU